CUUCCCCCACCGCACGUCAACAAUGGAUGAGGGCAACAUAGUGAACCAGAACCCAAGUUUGCAACAACGGGAACAAGAAAUGUAAUGUGUUCGAUCACUACGAAGGGACUAAACAUCCAAGUGCUAAAAAUGUAUUGCAGUUUCUCCAGUGACGGUACACCUUGGGCAUUUGUACAGCCUUCACAGGCUUGGAUCCGAGUGUUUGGAUUUUGUGCUCAAUGUAUUCAUGCCUUUUUCCAUACCUUAAUGCAAACCGCUAUACCUAGUCUUGUGUAAACACUUUACUGCUAUUCUCUGAACUGUGGGUCUGCAGUCCAGAGCGCGCCGUGUCUGAUUUCACUAGAUAAGGCGCACGGAAACAUCUCUAGUUGAUUCGUUAAUUCUCUCGAAAAGCAUCGACCGGUAAAGUGUCCGUUAGCAUGGCGGACAGGGAGGAACGCCGUUUCGCGGAGGUGCCUCGGGAGUCCGUCAAACUCGUGGCCGAGAGUGCUGGCGUGGAGCUCAGCGACGAUGUGGCAGCCCUUCUGGCGGAGGAUGUGUGCUACCGACUCAGGGAAGCGACCCAGAGUAGCUCUCAAUUCAUGAGACACGCCAAGAGGAGAAAGCUGACGGUCGAGGACUUCAACAGAGCCCUGCGGUGGAGCAAUGUGGAGGCCAUCUGUGGCUAUGGCGCCCAGGACGUCUUGCCCUUCCGUUCGAUCAAGGAAGGGGAGCUGUUCUUCGUUGAGGACCGGGACAUUAACCUGGUAGAGUUGGCUCUAGCCACCAACAUCCCCAAAGGCUGUGCCGAGACGAUGGUCCGAGUAAAUGUUUCCUACCUGGAUGGUAAAGGCAACCUGGAGCCUCAAGGAACAGUUCCCAGCGCUGUGCAGACCCUCUCUGAAGACCUUCUGAAAUACUACCAGCAGAUCACACGCGCCAUCCUGGGAGAGGACCCCCACCUCAUGAAGGUGGCUUUGCUUGACCUCCAGUCCAACUCCAAGAUGGCGGCCUUGCUGCCGUAUUUUGUUUACGUCAUCAGCGGGGUGAAGUCGGUGAGCCACGACCUGGAGCAGCUCAACCGGCUGCUGCACAUGGUGAAGAGCCUCAUCCAGAACCCCUACCUCUACCUGGGCUCCUACGUGCGCAGCCUGGUGUCCAGCGUCAUGUACUGCAUCCUGGAGCCGCUGGCCGCCUCCAUCAACCCCCUCAACGACCACUGGACCCUCCGCGACUACGCAGCCCUGCUGCUCAGCCACAUCUUCUGGUCCCAUGGAGACCUGGUGAGCGGGCUGUACCACCAGAUCCUGCUGUCCCUCCAGAAGGUCCUGUCGGACCCGGUCCGCCCCCUGUGCUCUCACUACGGGGCGGUGGUGGGGCUCCACGCCCUGGGCUGGAAGGCGGUGGAGAGGGUGCUGUACCCCCACCUGCCGGCCUACUGGGCCAACCUGCAGGCGGUGCUGGACGACUACUCUGUGUCCAACGCCCAGGUGAAGGCGGACGGACACAAGGUCUACGGAGCCAUCCUCGUGGCGGUGGAGCGGCUCCUCAAGAUGAAGGCCCUCUCCCUGUCCCAGCCGGCCGAGGGACCCCGGGGCGCCGGCGCGGGCCGGCAGGACCCGGGCCCCGGGGCCCCGGGCCACCGGGCCAGCUCCCCGGGCCUCACCCCCCCGCCGGAGCCCCUGUCGGAGGCGGCGCUGGGCAUCGCCAGCCACCUGCAGGCGGGCGGCGCCGGCUGCCCCUGGGAGGCCUGGAGCCCCGUGCCGCUGCCCGCCAUGUACGGCGAGCUCUACUCCUUCUUCGGGGACAGCCUGGCGGUCCGCUUCAGCACGGGGCCCGGCGCCGAGGGCCGCGGGCCGGGCGGCGGCGGCGGCGGUGGCGGCCGCGGGCCGGGGGGCGUCUCCCCGCCCCGCGCCCUGCCCCAGCUGGGCAUGGCGGCCAAGGACCCCCCCCCCGGCCCCGCCCACCCGGACACGGCCCGCAAGAUGCCCCAGCUCACGGCCAACCUGAGCCUCAGCCCGCGGCGCGACGGGAGCCCCCGCGGCGGCGGGGCCGCCGAGCCCGCCCCCCCCAGCCUGGCGGCCACGGGCCUCAGCAGGCCGCUGGCCCGCUCUUCCUCCUCCUCGGCCCAGCGCUCCCGGGCCUCCUCGUCGCGGCCCGGCCAGCGCGCGGCGGGCCCGUCCCGCGACGUCUUCCCCAAGGCCCGCUUCACCGCCCCGCCGGCCGGGGGCGGCGCGCCCACCUUCGCCUUCCUCAUCGGCGGGCGCCAGAUGGGCCGCCGCUGCCAGGGGAGACGGCCGUUCCUCACGGCAUUCGCCCCGGCGCCACCGCUCCCUUCCCUGCCGCCGCGAACCUACGCCCACAAGCUGCCCGUCAUCGGCAGGGUGAGCAAGCCGGUGCGGCGCUGGGCCUGCUCCCACUACUCCCUCCACCUGCCCCUCUGAGCCUGCAGGGGGCGCUGUGUACAUAGCUCUCAGUUUGAUAGAAUAAUAAAAAAAAAAAACAUGGAAUACCUGGUGGGUAGCUUCUCCU
Messenger RNA from Gadus chalcogrammus (walleye pollock), 2511 nucleotides. It is a transcript of the gene taf6l, whose product is annotated as TAF6-like RNA polymerase II, p300/CBP-associated factor (PCAF)-associated factor. Gene Ontology annotation, molecular function: RNA polymerase II general transcription initiation factor activity; transcription coactivator activity; protein heterodimerization activity. The record is from RefSeq and is a predicted model, not a curated record. Gene Ontology annotation, biological process: RNA polymerase II preinitiation complex assembly; transcription initiation at RNA polymerase II promoter. The transcript is spliced from 12 exons. The coding region runs from base 420 to 2423 and encodes 667 amino acids. NCBI's taxonomy places the organism in Eukaryota, Metazoa, Chordata, Actinopteri, Gadiformes, Gadidae. Gene Ontology annotation, cellular component: transcription factor TFIID complex; SLIK (SAGA-like) complex; SAGA complex.